Molecule: messenger RNA, 5187 nt
Organism: Menidia menidia (Atlantic silverside)
Lineage: Eukaryota; Metazoa; Chordata; Actinopteri; Atheriniformes; Atherinopsidae
Source: the annotation of a GenBank genome assembly
ACGCAUUCUACCGUGUGCAUUUUUACCCCUAACCUGAAGGGGCCAGCAAAUCCUCUGACCCUGCGUUUUCGUCUCUCUCCUGAGCACAAUACUACCCCAACUUCCGGACAGGAGUUUUCAAACAACACUAGCUAGCCAGCUAGCCGCUACACAUUUUUGCUCAGGGAAUAUCGGCAAUUUUGCUGAGAGUCAGUAGUGGGCUAGCCUGUUUAUCAGCCGUCGACGAUGUCAGCGAGCUCCAAGAGAAGACGAGCCACUUCUCCUUCCAGCAGCAUCAGUGGAGCGGGAGAUCUCGAUGAUACUUCCUCCUCGACUCCUGGAAGUGGAAGAAAAAGAAGGAGAAUCUCCAAUGUUCCCCCCGUGGAUACGAUUGCUGUAUGUCAUGAGCUGUUCAAUGCUGUCAGGGACUUUAAGGAUGAUCAAGGGAGGCAACUUUGUGAAGUUUUUCAUAGGGUACCAAAGAGGAGAAAUCAGCCUGAUUAUUAUGAAGUGGUUUCCCAGCCCAUUGAUAUGACAAAAAUCCAGUACAAAUUGAAGUCAGAAGAAUACAGUGAUGUGGAGCAGCUUACUGCAGAUUUUCAGCUCUUGUUCAACAAUGCCAGAUCUUUCUACAAGAGAGACAGUGACGAGUAUCAAGCUGCAUGCAGGCUUUGGGAGGUAUAUUUGCAAACUAGGAAUGAAUUUGUUCAGCCUGGAGAAGGAGAUGAGGAUGAUGAUGAUGGAGAUGAUAUGAUGGAUACUCCAGGAAUGUCGGCUGAUGACGAGACAUCAAGUGGGAGUUUGAAAGAAGUGCUGGAGCAACUUUUAGAGGCUAUAGUAUCUCACACUGAUCCCUCAGGGCGACUAGUCAGCGAACUGUUCCAGAAACUGCCUUCCAAAGUGCAAUACCCAGACUACUAUGCCGUUAUAAAAGAGCCAAUAGAUCUGAGAACGAUCGCUCAGAGAAUACAGAUUGGAUACUAUAAAACUGUCAAUGCUAUGGCAAAGGACAUUGACCUGAUGGCCAAAAAUGCCAAAACAUACAAUGAACCAGGAUCUCAGAUUUUCAAGGAUGCAAACACCAUGAAGAAAGUCUUCAUUCAACGAAAAAUUGAACUUGAACACGCAGAACCCACUAAAUCAAGUCUUCGAAUCAGAAAUCGCAGGUCAGGACAGGGGGAUCGGCUUUCUGGUGUGAGUGUAGCUCUCCAGUAUGGUUCAGAGAGUGAGGACGACCCUCUGCUUUCAGGCUCUGUGUGCUACGAUGAGGGGGAGUCUGAAGCUGAAAGCCAGAGUUCGAGUAUGGAGAUGAGCAACCCAAUCUUCCAACUGUAUGAAGCUGUGAGGGGUGCCAGGAAUAACCAGGGCCAGGUGUUCUCUGCACCUUUUCAGCAGCUACCUUCUCGCAGGGAGUAUCCUGACUACUAUCGGCACAUAAAACAGCCCAUCUCUCUGCACAAUAUUCGGACCAAAAUGAAGAAUGGCGAGUAUGAAAGUGUGGAACAAAUAGACGCAGAUCUCAGUUUGAUGUUUGAGAAUGCUAAGCGCUACAACAUGCCAAAUUCAAGCAUUUACAAACGGGCUUUUAGGCUGCAGCAGAUCAUGCAGGCAAAAAAGAGAGAACUUCUGAGAAGAGAUGAUGAGGAUGGAGACAGCAUUUUGUCCUCUGAUGCGGGGAGCGUCAAGAGGAAAAGCCACAAGAAAAAUGUCAAGAAGAACCGAAUGAAAGCCUUAUAUGCUGCAGUGACAGAGGCCAGAGAAGCAGGCACCAGUCGACGUCUCUGCGAUCUUUUCAUGGUCAAACCAUCCAAGAAGGACUACCCCGAUUACUACAAUGUCAUCCUAGAGCCGAUGGACUUGAAAACCAUUGAGCACAACAUUCGCAAUGAGCGCUAUGCCACGGAGGAGGCUCUAAUGGAAGACAUGAAGUUAAUGUUCCGUAACGCCCGGCAUUACAAUGAGGAGGGAUCUCAGGUUUAUAAUGAUGCUGACAUUUUGGAGAAGAUACUGAAAGACAAACGUAAGGAGUUGGGACCCCACCUUGAGGAGGAUGAUAUGGGAUCGCCAAAACUGAAACUGCGUAAGAGGUCUGCAAUAUUAGGAAAGAGUGGCGUUUCUCCAAAGAAGUCCAAAUACCUCACCCCUCUUCAGCAGAGGCUAAAUGAGCUGUAUGAUGCUGUGCGUAACUUCACCGACCGCCGAGGUCGGCGUCUAAGUACAAUUUUCCUCCGUUUGCCCUCCCGCGCUGAGUUGCCUGACUACUAUGCUACAAUCAAAAAGCCUAUUGAUAUGGAACGUCUGCGAAGCCAUAUGGCAGCCGGCCGCUUCCAAGAUGUUGAUGCUUUGGUGGAAGACUUUGCCCUCAUGUUCAACAAUGCCUGCAUAUACAAUGAGCCAGAGUCUCUGAUUUAUCGAGAUGCUCUUGUGUUGCAUCGAGUGUUACUGGAGACCCGAAAGAAGCAGGAGGGAGGGGAGGAUUUUGGACCUCCAGCUGUGGGAGCUCUGGUGCGAGAGCUUAUCAGGAACCUGUUUGUGUCUGUAAUGGGGCACCAGGAUGAAGAGGGCCGAUGUUACAGCGACUCGCUGGCUGAGAUUCCUGCUGUGGAUCCUGCUGCCCCAGAAAAGCUACCACUCAACUUUGAUAUUAUCAGGAUGAAUGUGGAGCGUGGCCGGUACAGAAGACUGGACGUCUUCCAGGAGCACAUGUUUGAAGUGCUAGAGAAGGCUAGGAAGCUGCACAGGACAGAUUCUGAGGUAUUUGAAGAUGCAGUGGAGCUGCAACAAUUUUUUAUUAAGAUACGGGAUGAGCUGUGUAAAAAUGGAGAGAUUCUGCUCUCUUCUGCACUCAACUACUCCAUAAAACACCUGCACAGUGAUGUCGACCAAGAAAAGAGGGAGAAAAUUCCCAAAGAGAUUGAGGAGGACAAACAAAAAACAGAGGAAGAUGAAAAUAAAGAUGGGAAAGCGGAGGAGACUUCAGGAGAGGCAUGGCAAUCCGAGUCUGAGUCUGAGUCGCAGCGCGUGUACAGUCAGGACUGCAGCUUUGAAAACAGCACAUACCACGUUGGGGACUUUGUCUACGUUGAGCCCUCAGAAUCAAAACUGAAGCCUCAUAUUGUCUGCAUAGAACGUCUCUGGGAGGAUGAAGCAGGUGAGAAGUGGCUUUAUGGCUGCUGGUUCUACAGACCCACUGAGACCUUCCACUUGGCUACACGCAAGUUUCUGGAAAAAGAGGUUUUCAAAGGCGACUAUUACAACAAACUUUCCAUCACUAAAGUUUUGGGCAAAUGUGUGGUCAUCUUUGUCAAGGAUUAUUUCAAAAUGCAACCGGAGGGCUUCAGAGCUGAGGACGUCUACGUUUGCGAGUCUCGCUACACUGCCAGGACCAAGGCUUUCAAGAAGAUCAAGAUCUGGGCCAUGCCGGAAAGCUCUGUGAAAUUAAUACCUCGAGAGGUGCCUCUUCCUGUCGUCCGCGUAGCCUCUAUGUUUGCCAAACCUGACCAAGACAGAUUGGCAAUGUCAUAUGCAGAAAGUGGCACUUUUGUGGACAAGGAGAGGGAGGAUGUCCAGAUGGAGAUGAGUGGGGCAGAGCCAGGCUGCCAGUUCUAUGAACAGUUGCGCUUCAACAGCAUGUGGUUUAAACUGGGUGACUGCGUUUACAUCCAGUCACACGGCCUGUCAAACCCAAGGAUUGCCAGGUUGGAAAAGCUGUGGGUGCAUAAUGGAACUGCCUUCUUCUUCGGACCCAUCUUCAUUCAUCCAGAGGAAACGGAGCAUGAGCCAACAAAGAUGUUCUACAAGAGAGAAGUGUUUCUGAGUCCCCUAGAGGAGACUUUGCCCCUGACUUGUGUAAUAGGGAAAUGCACAGUGUCCUCCUUUAAGGAUUACGUGUCAUGCAGACCCACAGAGCAUUCAGAGGACGAUGUCCUGCUGUGCGAGAGCCGCUACAUUGAGACAGAGAAGCAAAUGAAAAAGUUCAAGGGUCUGAAACGAUUCUCAUAUUCUUCCAAAGUGGUGGAGGAUGAGAUAUUUUAUUUCAGAAAAUUGAUUGUGCCACAGAAGGAGGCUUCACCCUUUUUGGACAAAAAGAUAGAUGAGCUUGAAGUUAAACUGGCAGAUAUAGAGGAUGCAGAUGAUGAUAUGGAGGAUAUGGAUGAUGAUGAAGAGGCUCCAGCGACACCUUCUUUGCCUCAGAUGCAAACCCCUCUUACUAACGACAUGGACAUCAUGCCGUACAUACCCUCACAGGCAACUCCUAAGAUUAAGGGCUUAUCAAAGAAGGAAGGAGCCAAGAGGAAGAUCAACAUGAGUGGCUACAUCCUGUUCAGCAGUGAAAUGAGAGCGGUCAUCAAAGCUCGACACCCUGACUUCUCUUUUGGCGAGCUGAGUCGACUUGUCGGCACAGAAUGGAGGAACCUCGAAGCUUCUAAGAAAGCAGAGUAUGAAGAGCGUGCAGCCAAAAUAGUGGAACAGCAGGAACGGGAUAGACCACCCCAGAAGCAAGCUUCCCCGAGAGCAGGUACCCCUGUAGGGGCACUGAUGGGGGUGGUGCCUUCGCCUAGCACUAUGGGAAUGAUAAACCAGACCAUGACACCUGUGUCAGGCAUGAUGGGAGCUUACGGCCCACCUUACAUGCCAAUGCAGGGCCCCCAUGAGGGUUUGCUGAGUGUGGCCCCAAUGCCACCUCACCCUGUAGGUGGUCCUCACCUGCAUCCUCAACAUCUCCAGCAAGGUAUGCCUGGAUACCCUGGCAUGCCUCAUCAGGGUAUGAUGGGUGCUGGUAUCAAUGGAAUGGCAGGAAGUCCUGUACAAGGAAACUUUAUACAACAGCCUGGAAUGUUCAGUCCAGGUCAACAUGCUCCUCCACCAUAUCCCGGACAGGCCCAGGUAGGCCAGCCCUCUCAUUUGCAGCCCACCACUCCCAUGUUCGUGGCACCACCACCAAAGACACAGAGGGUCCUCCACUCUGAGGCUUACCUGAAGUACAUUGAAGGAUUAAAUUCAGAAUCUGGCACGGUCAGCAAGUGGGACCAAACGCUGAAAGCUCAAAGGCGCGAUGCUCAUCUGACCAAAGAGCAAGAAAGUCGGCUUCCGGCUCACUGGCUGAAGAGCAAAGGAGCCCACACCACCAUGGUGGACGCAUUGUGGCGUUUGCGUGACUUGAUGUUGAGAGAUUCCCUGAACAUCUGCCAGGCUUACAACGUCUAA